UGGGGCUGUCAGGUGGCGGGAUGGAACAACACAGUGGUUCAGCUGCAGGCAAGCGGAUCCGUAAGCCUUCACAGAUAUACGAGGACUUUGAGAGCCCCUCACUGCUCCAUGCUUUUCCCCAGGGGCCUCCUGCCCCACCGCAGCCUCUUGUCAAGGACCCAAGCCGGCAGGGCCGCAUGACCAACCAGCUGCAAUACCUCCAGAAAGCCCUGAUGAAAUGUCUGUGGAGACACCACUUCGCCUGGCCCUUCCACGAGCCAGUGGAUGCUUACAGGCUCAACUUACCAGAUUAUCAUAAGAUCAUCAAGCAGCCCAUGGACAUGGGGACCAUCAAGAAGAGGUUGGAAAAUAACUACUACCGCAGUGCCAGUGAGUGCAUGCAGGACUUCAACACCAUGUUCACCAACUGUUACAUCUACAACAAGGUCACAGAUGACAUUGUGUUAAUGGCCCAAUCUCUGGAGAAGAUCUUCCUUCAGAAGGUGGCCCAGAUGCCUCAGGAGGAAAUUGAGUUGCCUCCUCCAGCCCCACGAACAAAAGCUGGAAAGGGCAAAGGCCGCAAGUCAAAUGCAUCAAGAGCCCCCCAGGUCCCGGCCGUGUCCCAGUCAGUGUACUCUCCUUCUUCCUCUGACACGGGAGACUCCAUGCUGGCAAAUUCUCCCCAGACGGUUCUCACCAAAAGUCUUCCCCCCGCCAACCUUUUGGGCCUUCCUCCAAUGCAACCAACAACCAAGAAGAAAGGAGUGAAGAGAAAGGCAGACACCACCACACCCUCCACCAUGGGCCUGCCAGUAGGCAUGUCCGGGGGGGCCCGCAUGGUGGGCUUGGGGAAGGGAGGCCACGGGGGCCAAGUCCACGAUUCCUCGCCACUCACCCUUUCCUCGCUGGGGGCCAUGAGUAUGGAAACUCCCCCAGGUAUGGGCCUGGUCAGGGGCCCUGCGGGGCCGGUGCUGCUUCAGCCCAUGAUGUCUGGCGCCGGACGCAGAGUAGGCAGCGGACGACCCAUUAAACCCCCAAAGAAGGACUUACCGGAUUCUGUCCAGCUCCAACCAUCACACAAAGGCAAACUGAGCCCACAACUGAAGUAUUGUAGUGGACUGCUUAAAGAAAUGUUGUCAAAGAAACAUGCAGCAUACGCCUGGCCUUUCUAUAAGCCUGUGGAUGCAACGGCACUGGGCCUUCAAGACUAUCACGAUAUCAUCAAGUACCCCAUGGACCUUAGCACCGUCAAGAGGAAGAUGGACUUUCGUGAGUACCGGGAAGCCCAGCAGUUUGCUGCUGACAUUAGACUGAUGUUCUCCAACUGCUACAAGUACAACCCACCUGACCAUGAUGUUGUGUCCAUGGCCCGCAAGCUGCAGGAUGUGUUUGAGUUCCGUUUCGCUAAGAUGCCGGAUGAGCCCCACAUGGAGCACCCAGUGAUGUCUAUGCGUGGCCAUCCUUCGUCCUCUUCCUCCUCUUCGUCCUCCUCGUCCUCCUCGUCUUCCUCCUCCUCAGAGAGUGAAUCCAGCAGCGAGAGUGAAGAGAGUGAGAGCAGCCCCAGUUCAGACAGCGAGGAGGAGCGAGCACACCGUCUGGCUGAGUUACAAGACCAGGUGUGCACACAGCUGCGAGCCGUGCACGAACAGCUAGCUGCCCUCUCCCAGGGUCCCAUUGUCAAGCCAAAGAAGAAGAAAGAGAAGAAGGACAAGAAGGAGAAGAAAAAGAAGAAGAAGCUGGAAAAGCGUAGCCGAGGGGUCAAAGGACGAGCCGAACUGGAGGAAUGGAAGAUGUCGGGCAAGUUGCUGAAGAGCAAGUCUGCCAGAGGUGGUGGCCCCCAAAGCAAGAGGGGUCCGGGGAAGAAGAGUAACAAGACUAGCAAGACUGCAAAGAAAGCGAUCUUUGCUCCACCGGCUGCCUCCAUUCUGCCCCACUACGACUCCGAGGAAGAGGAAGAGAUCGCGCCCAUGUCGUACGACGAGAAGCGCCAGCUGAGCCUGGACAUCAACAAGCUGCCCGGAGAGAAGCUGGGCCGUGUGGUCCACAUCAUCCAGUCGAGAGAGCCGUCGCUGAGGGACACUAACCCUGAGGAGAUCGAGAUUGACUUCGAGACACUCAAACCGUCCACACUGAAGGAGCUUGAGCGCUAUGUCAUGACCUGUUUGAGGAAGAAGCCCUGCAAACCUUAUGCCAAGCGAGCAAGCAGCGGAAAGUCCAAAGAGGAGCUGACUCUGGAGAAAAGGAGGGAGCUGGAGAGGAGGCUGCAGGAUGUGAGCGGUCAGCUCAACUCCACCAAGAAACCUCCCAAACCCAAAGCGGAGAAGCCCAUCAGCAUCGAGCCUCACACUCAGCCCUCUCAACUCAGCGGUGGCAGCAGUUCCAGCUCUGACUCUUCCUCCUCCUCAUCUUCCUCUUCUUCGGACACCAGUGAAUCGGACUCGAGUUAGGAGUCUUUCCGAAGUGAAUGAUACUCUAGUGGCCACCAUAGACCUCAAGGACAUGAGUCGGCCCAUGGCACACGAUGCAGCCUGAGACAGAAGCGGACGACGACGGCGUGAACACUCCUGGCAAACAACUGAGAAGAGGAGAGUGAAGAAUGAGGGAUGUAAGGGAAGGUCACCGUGGAUAAUCAUGGAGCCCUAAAUGCCUUUGUCUCCCCUGCUAUCUUGUUAAUACUUGUAUAAAUGUCUGGAAUUCUUUUAUAAAGAAUUUUACGUUGGCCCUGAAAGGAUGUCUGAACCAACCCCAGCCUCCGUCUUUGUGGCCCAGAUUGUUGUCAGUAACCUCAAGUCCAUUUUGGAGAAUGGUUGUAACCGUCAUGAAGUUGGCUCCCUAAAGGUUCCAGCACACGUCCUGAAAGAGGUUUUGCUCAGUUGCACUUGCACCCAAUGCUUCUUACUGAUAGUAUUCAACCAGUCAGGUCCUUGCUUCAAAGUUGUAAUACAUUUAGUUAUUUUUCAAUUUUUUUCUCUUAUUCCUUUUGAGGAAAAAAGUGCUCCUCUAAACUAAGAAGGUCUGCUGUACUGAGCUAUUAAAAUAUUCUGUCACAUAUAUUUUGGAGUCUUUUCAAAGACUCUUGUCAGUCGGAUGAUAGUUUACACCAUGAGUCUGCUUGAUUCAUGUAUACUGACGGUUAUUCUAGGUUAAAGAAUUCUCUUUGUAAUGAGUUUAAUACAUUUAAAUACCCACAAUCCAUUUUUUAACACUGCAGUCUUAAAAAGUAUGACGCUAAGCACUAUCUUCAUAUUGCUUUUUGUAAAAUUGUAAAAGUGUUGGGUUAAUCACACACCAUCAGUGACCUCAGGGUCUGGCGUUGUCUCUGUGAAUUAAACAUAAGGCAAUGACUCUGUCAGAAUACACUGUCGACCUAAUUUAGAUAUUCACCUGACCCGAUCAAUUUUAGUAUUGCAUUGCCGUUUCCAAAAACUGCAUUUAAUGGUUUGUUGCUUUCUAACUGACACUUAUGGAUAUUUGACAUUCGAUGGAAAAGGGAAGAUGUUCCCAUGGAGCUGUGAUACUCAACCAAUGUACCAUAGAGAGUCAUGUGUUUUCAUUCCGACCAAACACUCCAUCGUCUGAUUUCACUUGUUAGUCCUCCGCUGUCUGGUUGAAGAUGUGUUUUAGAGGAUUCAGCUCAUGUAGUUUUUGGCUGUAAUGAAAACCUACAUACUCACAAACCUCCAUGGUAGAUGGCUGAGUAUCACUGCCCCAGACAAAUUGGGUGUCUAAUCAGUACGGAAUCACUAUUGAGCAUACUAUGUUCAAACUGCACAUAGUUAAACAGUUUCUCACGAUGGCAUUAAUGAUCAUGUGAGUCAGUCUUUACCAUCACUUCUUUUUUACAUGUUGUCUUUCUUGUUUUAAGUCCAUUGUCUCUCCUGUCUUUAUCUUUUGCUCAAAAUAUUUGAUGGACAUUGCUCACCUGUGACUGACUGGAUUUUUGACCCCCAAAAGCAUACCUCUCAUUUGACAACAGUGUAUAAUAAAAUAAUCUCUUUGUAGGAA
Lampris incognitus (smalleye Pacific opah) is the source of this 3984-nucleotide messenger RNA. It is a transcript of the gene brd2b, whose product is annotated as bromodomain containing 2b. Gene Ontology annotation, cellular component: chromatin; nucleus. Gene Ontology annotation, biological process: chromatin remodeling; regulation of DNA-templated transcription. Bases 21 to 2426 code for a protein of 801 amino acids. The transcript is spliced from 11 exons. The record is from RefSeq and is a predicted model, not a curated record. NCBI's taxonomy places the organism in Eukaryota, Metazoa, Chordata, Actinopteri, Lampriformes, Lampridae.